Racocetra persica is the source of this 989-nucleotide messenger RNA. The record is from the annotation of a GenBank genome assembly. NCBI's taxonomy places the organism in Eukaryota, Fungi, Glomeromycota, Glomeromycetes, Diversisporales, Gigasporaceae.
GAAACAGGGAGAUUGACUGUGUACAAUAUGAGUUAUUACGGAUCACCUUGCAAAUAUACUUUGAUGAUUUCAUAAAGUUAAAAGAAUGUUAUCGUAUGAUGGUCUCUAACAAGAUAAGCAUAGCCACGCCUACACGUGCAAACUCUUGCAUGGAAAACAAUCCACUUGCUAGUUGUUUUAUUGCAAGAAUAAAAGGAGAUUCAAUUGAAGGAAUAUAUGAAAGUUUAAAAGAUAUCGCCCUGAUAUCAAAGAAUUGUGGUAGGAUUGGAAUCAACGUUAGUGACAUCCGUGCAAAUGGUGAUUAUAUUAAAGGAUCUAGUGGAUAUUCUUCUGGUGUAUGUAGAAUGCUUCGUAUUUAUAAUGAAAUGGCCAAGUAUGUUGACCAGGGAGGUAACAAACACAAGGGAGCAAUUAUGGUACCAGAGUUACGUACAAUAGAUCUGAAUCACUGUAUUGCCAUUCCAGAUAUAUUUAUGGUACGUGUUCGAGAUGAUGAUUAUUGGACUAUCUUUUCACCCAUGGAUGCAAAGAUAUCACUAGGAUAUGACCUAAACGGAUUAUAUGGUCAGAAAUUCAAUGAUGCAUAUAUUCGUUGUGAGAUUGUCGAAUAUACAGAAAGUAUAUCCAUUUGUAACCUUCGUGCUGUCAUUUUACCUAACCAUAUUUCUUCAGAAAAUGAAUUCGAUUUCACCGAGUUACAACAUUUUGUUAGACUGCUUGUAAACUCAUGUGAUCGAUCAAUCGAUCUAACAUCUUACCCAUUGUCAGAGUGUGAAAUAGUGAAUAAGAGUGAUCAACCUAUUGCAGUGGGUGUCAUUGGAUUGGCACAUUGUAUAAAAAACUCAGCACGCGAGCAUGGUCUGUAUGAUAACUAUGAAGGUUCAUCCUUAUCAAAGGGUAUCUUACAGUAUGAUAUGUGUGAUAGUGAUCCAUUCCCAGAACUUGAUUGGAGUUCUUUGAAACAAAGAAUUAAAGAAUAUGGGGUUUGA